AUGUGUACAGGAAGCGGAGACGAAGCAAGACGCAAGGCAGACGCCUUUGGGCCACCAAGGCCGGCGAUUGCUGAGCUGUUCGUUGACUCCCAUUGCCACCCCACCGACGAUCCGGCAGCCUACACAUCGUCCAAUCUUGACGAGCUUUCGACUCGCAUAGGGAACGUCACUGUUGGGCGGCUUGUAUGCAUGUCAACUAAUGCUCGUGACCAAACCAUGGUUGCGAAGCUGGCCUCGCUCCAUCCAGACAAAGUUGUUCCCUGCUUCGGAUGGCAUCCGUGGUUCGCGCAUCAGAUCUCUCUGCGCCAUCCAGCUCCAAGCAAGGCAGAACAUUAUCACGACCUCUUCAAUGUUUUAACGGCCAGCUCAAUGGACAAUGACCGAGUAAAAGAGGGGCUGGAGGCCAUUUGGGAUCAGUUACCGGAUCCAAUAUCGAUAGAAAGCGUCUGUCAAGACAUUCGCGAGCAGUUCGAGCGAUUCCCAGGUGCGCUGUUGGGCGAAGUUGGCAUCGAUCGAGCCUUUCGCAUCCCACGACGAGCAUGGAACUAUGAUCCUCAAAAGCCGGAUCUGCCAGCUUCCGAGCCAAAGCUCACUAAGCUGAAGACACCACAGGCACACCAGCUCGCGGUCUUACGGGCGCAGAUCGAUGUGGCUUUGCAGUAUCGGCGCAACAUUUCGCUUCAUUCAGUUCAAGCAGCAGGUCUGACGGUCGACCUGCUCUCGUCUCUCAGGAACGCCGAACCGACCUCUUUUGGUGCGAUACGGGUGUCUUUGCACUCUUGCACGCUUGACAACAAUGUGGUCAAGUCGAUAACGAAGAAGCAUCCGAACGUUUACAUUGGCUUUUCGUCUACCAUCAACCGGAAACAAUUUUUGGCGAAGGAGUGCUUGGCCGCGGCGGACCGCAGUCGAGCAUUGAUGGAAAGCGACUUUCACACGGUCAAAGGCAUCCCUGGAUAUCUGCAUCAGGCGAACGAGUACUUUGCUCAGCUGCAUGGUCUUUCCCUCGAAGAUGCUGCAAAGCAAUUGCGAUCGAAUUGGGAAACUUUUCACUCGAUACAGUGUCCAGAAGGUUCUGGGUCGGAAGAUACGGACUCAGAAGAAGCUGCAUAUUGA
Messenger RNA from Ustilago hordei, 1116 nucleotides. RefSeq lists its product as uncharacterized. NCBI's taxonomy places the organism in Eukaryota, Fungi, Basidiomycota, Ustilaginomycetes, Ustilaginales, Ustilaginaceae. The record is from RefSeq and is a predicted model, not a curated record. Gene Ontology annotation, molecular function: hydrolase activity, acting on ester bonds. The transcript has a single exon. The coding region runs from base 1 to 1116 and encodes 371 amino acids.